This is a messenger RNA of Miscanthus lutarioriparius, 3804 nucleotides long. Lineage: Eukaryota; Viridiplantae; Streptophyta; Magnoliopsida; Poales; Poaceae. The record is from the annotation of a GenBank genome assembly.
AUGGCGGGCAUGGCGGUGAGCGCUGCCACAGGGGUGUUGAGCUCACUCCUCUCCAAGCUAUCGGAGCUGCUCACUGAACAGUACAUGCAACGCAAGGGGGUCCGAAGGGAUAUUGAGUUCCUCUGCCGUGAGUUGACUGAUAUGAAUGCAGCACUUGAGAAGCUGUCGGGCAUGGAGAAGCUUGAUGUCCAAACAAAGGUGUGGAGGGACAAAGUUCGCGAGAUGGCCUACGAUAUCGAGGACUGCAUCGAUAUCUUCAUGCACAAGCUUGGGCUUGGCCAAGGAGAUGACAAGGAUGGCUUAUUUCACAAGAUUGUAGGCAAGGUUAGGGAGCUGCGAAUGCACUAUCAGCUUGCAAACAUGAUUCAGGACAUCAAAGCUUGUGUUGAGGAGCAGAGUAAAAUACGAGAUAGAUACAGGAUUGAUGAAUCUAUCUCAACAUCUAGAGUGGUGGUGGAAGUUGACCCAAGGCUUCCUGCAUUGUUUGAGGAUGCAAAAAGGCUUGUGGGUAUUGAUGGUCCACGGGAGGAAAUCUCUAAACUGUUGAUGGGAGAAGGUGGCAGUCAUUCUGGACAACUUAAAGUGCUGUCCAUCGUGGGUUUUGGUGGCCUCGGCAAGACAACACUUGCUAACCAAGUGUACUCUAAACUCAAGAAUGAGUUUGAAUGCACAGCGUUCGUUUCAGUCUCUAGAACUCCUCACAUGCCAAAGAUUUUUAAGGACAUACUGUCCAGAGUUGGAUAUCGUGGCACAGAAAUGGAAAAUGAUGUCCAAAAGCUUAUCGAGAUCCUUAGAGCAACGCUCAAAAAUAAGAGGUACUUUGUCAUAAUUGAUGACCUAUGGAGCAUCAAAGAUUGGCGCAGUAUUGGGUGCGCUUUUGUGGAAAAUAAUAAUGGCAGCAGAGUGAUAACUACCACACGUAUUCAAGACGUUGGUGCAGCCUGCUGCUUUCCAAGUCAAGGCCAUGUAUACCAGAUGCAACCCCUUAAUAAGAUUCACUCAAGAAGGUUGUUUUUCAAACGACUAUUUGACAUAGAAGAUAACUGUCCUAAGCAAUUCAGAGAGAUUUCAGAUGACAUGUUAAACAAAUGUAAAGGGGUACCGUUGGCAAUUACUAGCAUUUCCAGCCUUUUGGCUAACCACAUGCACGUCGAGAUAUGGGAGAAAAUACAUAAUUCGUUGGGUUCUGAGUUGGGCACAAAUCCUACACUGGAAUGGUUGAGGCAUGUGUUAAGUCUUAGCUACAAUGACCUGUCCCAUGAGCACAAGACAUGCUUGCUAUAUCUUGGUGCGUAUCCCGAAGACUUUGAAAUCCCCAAGGAAGAUUUGCUGAGAAAAUGGAUAGCUGAAGGAUUUGUUAUGGAAAAGCAUGGUUUAGAUCUGGAGGAAGCUGCUGAGAACUGUUUCAAUGAACUCAUCAAUAGAAGUAUGAUCCAACCUUGCUUUGAUGAAGAUGACUUUGGUAAUGUGUGGAAAUGUCAAGUUCAUGACCUAAUGCUUGAGCUUAUUGUAUCAAAGUAUCUAAGGGUCCGGAACUUUCGUGUUGAGCUGCCAAAGAAAUUUGGCAAACUAAAGCAUUUGAUGACCUUAGAUAUGUCCCAGUCUAGGUUCUAUCUUGAUCAACAACUAUCGGAUUUUAGUUCCUUGACAUCUCUAAGGUAUCUUAGUUUGCCAGGACGGGUAGCGUUCAGAAACGGUCUUAGCAAGCUGUGCAACCUACGUGACCUAUCCUUUUUUGACAUUGGGACUAAUUCCAUAGAGUGCAUCAGAGAUCUCGGUGAGUUGACCAAUCUUAGGAAUCUUUCGGUGAUAUAUGGUUACUCUAGGCCAGGUGGGGUAGAAAAUAAUCAUGAGACAAUCCUGGCUGCCUCUAUUGACAAGCUUGGGAACAGCAACCUCCGCUAUCUGGAGUUUGUGGUUUGGUCUGGUGACAGUGACCCCUCAGCAGAAUUCUGGACUAGUUGCUUGGCAUGUCCAGGGCAUCUGCAGAGGCUUCAGUUGUUCUGCUCAAUACCCAAGGUUCUAGACUGGAUUGCGCAUGCUGACAGGUUGGCCGAUUUGUAUCUAGAAGUCCAGGAGCUUCGGAGUGAUGACAUCCAGUCUCUUGCGCAGUUGCCCUGCCUCAUCCACCUCAGGUUAAUAGCUAUAACAACAGAGAAAAAUAUCAUUAUCCAUCGAAACACAUUCCCUAGCCUGAAGCAUUUCCGUUUUUCUUGUGAUCUGUCAUGCCUCGAGUUUGAGCCAGCAGCAAUGCCACUGCUACUGAGACUGUACAUACAUCUUGAUGGUCGUGGACGAGGUGCGAUCCAACUGCAAGAGGGCAGUCCAGUUAGUGGCAUCGAGCACCUUGCUAGCCUUGAAAAGAUCUCCUUGCGCUUGGUUAUACAUGCCAAAUGCGAUCAGGGGUCCAAAAUAGAAUCUGCAUGGAGAGACGCCAUCAGCAGGCACCCGAAAAGUCAAGCCAUUAAGAUUUGUAUAGACUGUUAUGAGUGUGAUGAAAAUUGGAGUGUGUGCCAAAUGUAUGAAAUAAGUACCGACAAAGUUUGUGUAGGUAAGCCUAACAAUGAGGAAGAAACUAGGGCCAAAAAAUGUGAAAAUCAACGAGAUAGGUAUGCUGCAUUGCCUAGCGACGAGAAGGACAAAGUUCGAGCCAAGAAACAUGAAUAUCAGCGUAGUCGUCGGGCUCGUCUAAAGGCCGAGGCUAAUGCAUCCAAAUUGAUUGCACCAUUUGAAAUCACAGCUAAUAAGGAGGAAGCUCGGGCCAAAAAUCGUGACUAUCAACGAGAAAGGUACGUUGCAUUGCCUAACCACAAGAAGGAGGAAUUUCAUGAAAAAAAUCGUGAGCACCAACGUAGUCGUCGGGCUCGUCUAAAGGCCGAGGCUAAUGCAUCCAAAUUGAUUGCAUCAUCUGAAAUCACCAAUACUAGAAUGGAUGAUAAAGGCAACUCUUGUAAGAGGAAAUGGGACAUGGCUUCACAAGUUGAUAAUAUAGAUCAAGGCACUUGUGAAGAUCAGGGCACUCUAAAGCACAUGGCCAUGAAGAGGUAUAGGCAUGCAAUGCCUGGUAAUAAGAAGGAUGAGGUCCUUACUAAAAAGCGUGAGUAUCAACGUAAUUAUCGAGCUAAGUUGAGUGCUGCCGCCAAGUCCAAGAAAUUCUUAGCAUCAACCCUUAAUAUGUCAGGUGUUAGGAAAGGUGUAUAUCAACGUGAUUAUCUUGCACAUAAAAAAGUUGAUCAAGGAGAUUUCAAUUCUGGCAUUUGGGAACCAGAAGACACAUUGCAUGGAAUAGAGGAUCAACAGAACCCAAAUGAAGAUUGCCCUGACAUCUACGAGGAUGAUGGAGCUAGAAUGUUCAAUGAUAAAUGUGAGCUUGUCCCAGAUGAGCUCCGUCGAUUGUUCACAAGUCAAACUGAUAAGGAUGCAAAGUAUUUUAGAAAGAACAUUCGUUACUUCAAUUCACAUUUUUCUUUCACAAGCAUGGGGGUUUCAAUUGAUCGUAGUUUGGCAACAGCAAAGGGUACUGGUAUUUAUACAUUUAAAGCUCAUAGCCAAAUAUAUCACAUGUUGGAUCAACUUAUGCCCGGUGCUAAGGGACCAAGCCACAUGCGGUUAUACUUUUAUGACAUAGAUGAGACUAUGCAUCAUAGGAUGAAAAGAUCACCACACCUUGACGCUACUGUGAUCCGCACUAUAUUGAACAUCAUGCAACACAAUCCAUAUGUUAAAGCAUAUAAGAGUCUAGGCAUUCUUACCAGCUUGGAUUGUUACGCUAUUGAUCUAAAUACAAGUAUUUCUGUUGACUAG